Megachile rotundata (alfalfa leafcutting bee) is the source of this 2860-nucleotide messenger RNA. RefSeq names its product Pyruvate dehydrogenase E1 beta subunit (gene Pdhb). The record is from RefSeq and is a predicted model, not a curated record. Lineage: Eukaryota; Metazoa; Arthropoda; Insecta; Hymenoptera; Megachilidae. Gene Ontology annotation, cellular component: pyruvate dehydrogenase complex. Gene Ontology annotation, molecular function: pyruvate dehydrogenase (acetyl-transferring) activity. Gene Ontology annotation, biological process: pyruvate decarboxylation to acetyl-CoA.
AUCGAGCAUCUAUUCGUCUCUCUGUACGUACACGCGUAUAAUCAGGACUCUAACGUCUUAACGCCCUAACGCCCUAACACGGUUACGAUCCGAGCGUCUACGCGUAAAACGCUGCUCGCGCGAAUCUUACGCUUAGCGACGUAAACGUACGCAUUUUCUAUAAAACCAAUCAUCAUGCACGCACGCAACACGCAUUUUCACGUAGCAUUGUCAUUGUACCAAAAGCGAAUACUUUUUGUAAAUAAACAAUAUGCUAACGUUGGUACUCUGCUGGUAAUCCUUGCUCCAAGGAUUUCUAUUUUCUAUGUAAACCAUGCUAAACCAUGCUAAACCAUGUUAUUGAUCAUCUAGAUCGCGAGUAAUCGACCUUACCGUUCUGGCUCUUCUUCUUUACAAACCGGUACAUAACUUCGAAUCAUCGGUUUCGGUUUUCAUUGUUCAUUAAAUUGGCCGCCAGUUCGUUUUCUCCUUUAUUAUGUAUACCUUUCCCUUCUUUCUUAUUCACGCGUAUCUGUACGCGUCAAUCAACCUAGCUCACUCUUGCACGCGGGUAUCGGUAUGUAUACGCAUUUAAGUACGAAUUAUCCAAGCUGAUAGGACUUAAUCUAUACAACCAUAUAAUUUUUACUGUUUUUUUUUUUUCGUUAACGGCGUGUAUCGCGGCUAUGCCGAGAGCGCACGUUUCGAAUUAACCGCUAGUUUCUAUCUCUACGAUUGGCUAGACCGGGAGCUGAAACGCUCGAAACGUGAUUGGUUAAAAAUCUCGGCAUUAUACUCUUUGCUCGUCCGCUACAUCGAAACGACUGGUACAUAGUAGAGUUUUCGAAGGUCGUCGAUCAUUUCGUUAAACAUUUAACGAGAAAUGAUUCGGAGCGAGAGAAGCUCGUGAAAAUAAUAGUUCGAAGGAGGGUAUAAAUCGAACGAGUAACUCGACGAUUCGUUGGUCGACUAAUUGCGCGAGGUCGUGAUAUAUCGAAGUACAGUAAGCGCCAAAACGUAGCCAAGCUUGUUUCGUAAGAGUUCGCCUACCGACCUUCGUUUUCCCAGUACCGUUCCGCGUUUCUCGACCCAUUCGUUGCCAAGAUAAAAUCUAAAGUCACGAACCAGAGUGCAGCGAAGCGGCCUGCACGCGUUAAUAACGAUCAAUCGUCCGAGUAACUCGAUCGACCGAAACUGUCUGGACACUCUACGAUAUUAAACGUACAAUUCACGGCCUACAAUGUUUUCGUCUGUUGCUAGCAAAAUUGUUCGUCGUUCGUUUUCCACUUCAAAAUGGACUUCCGCACAACAGAUGACUGUCCGAGACGCUUUAAACUCGGCUCUGGACGAAGAAAUGGAAAGAGACGAAAAAGUGUUUUUACUCGGCGAAGAAGUGGCACUUUACGACGGAGCGUACAAAGUUUCUAGAGGUCUAUGGAAAAAAUACGGAGACAAACGCGUGAUCGAUACUCCCAUCACGGAAGCUGGAUUUGCCGGUAUAGCCGUUGGAGCUGCUAUGGCUGGCCUACGUCCUAUUUGCGAGUUCAUGACAUUCAAUUUCGCCAUGCAAGCGAUCGACCAGAUCAUCAAUUCCGCAGCAAAAACGUUUUACAUGUCUGCUGGACAAGUAAACGUACCGAUCGUGUUUCGUGGUCCGAACGGAGCAGCGGCUGGCGUGGCCGCGCAACACUCUCAAUGUUUCGGUGCUUGGUACAGUCAUUGUCCCGGUUUGAAAGUGGUAUCCCCUUAUAACAGCGAAGAUGCCAAAGGAUUGUUGAAAGCCGCGAUUCGAGAUCCCGAUCCAGUGGUCGUAUUGGAGAACGAAAUUUUGUACGGUGUUCAAUAUCCUAUGUCGGACGAGGCUUUAUCGAAAGACUUUGUUCUGCCGAUCGGCAAAGCGAAAAUCGAACGCGUCGGCAAACACGUUACCUUGGUAGCUCAUUCGAAGGCGGUCGAGCAAGCUUUGGAAGCAGCGAACGAACUCGCGGGGAAAGGGAUCGAGGCAGAAGUGAUAAAUCUUCGAUCUUUGAGGCCGCUCGACACCGACACGAUCGCGCAAUCGGUGGCCAAGACAAAUCACCUUAUAACCGUUGAACAAGGUUGGCCGUCUUCCGGAAUCGGAGCAGAGAUUAGCGCUAGAAUUUCCGAGAGCGAAGCGUUCUAUCACCUCGAUGCACCGGUGAUGCGUGUCACGGGCGUCGACACUCCCAUGCCUUACGCCAAGUCGUUGGAAGCCGCGGCGCUACCGCGAAUGAGCGAUAUCGUGUUGGCCGUGAACAGAGUACUGGGCACGUCUCAGUAACCAGCCAUUAAAGUACAAAUCGUUAGGUAAAAUUACAAUCUCCCCUUGAUCCUUUUGCCCUCUUCCGUCGUACGGCCUCUCUUAGCUAUCUCGUUGAUCGAAGAAUAACUACGAAGGCUUAACGAUCAUAGGAUAAGUAGUAGAAAAUUGUUUGGUAGUCGAGCCAUACCGUGAUUCACGGAACAUACGCGUACGCGGAAAACAAUGUGUUCGUUCGAGUUAGCAAGUGUGCGCGUACGCGCGUGCGUGUGUGUAGCCAUGAUCGUGACCAUACAACGAUCGGAUCGAAUCGUUCGAAUACCUUGAUCCAAGAGAAAUCGAUAACGACGCGAAUCAACGAUGUUAUUUUAGGUACGAACUUUGAUCGUUGCAUCCCUCGCGGAUCGGCGACGCAACGCUUUCGUUAUCUUUCUCGCUCGAAAAUUUUUAACGAUACUGGAAGACGCUACGCUAGGCUACGUAUAAGUGACUGAAACGAUAAAAUUGUAAAUUAUAGCCGUAUUCGAGAUAAGCGAAUAAAUACGCUGCAUUUGUUUACUAAUUAUUUAUUGUGGCAAGUUAAUAAAUUGAAUCGGCAUA